AAAGAAAAAACGAAAAUAGAAAUAGAGGAGUUGGUCCCAGACAUUGCGAGUACGGACACACACGAUCCCGGUUUCGUGUGUGGUCUGUUUUCAAUCGGUCAUCUCAUUUUGAUUCUCUCUCUCUCUCUCUCAUAAGAUUCCUUUCGCCCUUCUUCUUCUGCUGCUGCUGCUUCUUCUUCACUCUGGUUUUUUGACCAAACAAAAAUGCAGUCGAGCCCGUUGCUCCUCGAGGAACCCAUCAGGAUGGCUUCCAUCCUCGAACCAUCCAAGCCCAGUUUCUUUCCAGCAAUGACAAAGAUUGUUGGUACACUUGGCCCGAAGUCACGGUCAGUCGAUGUGAUUUCCCGUUGUCUUGAGGCUGGAAUGUCUGUGGCAAGGUUUGAUUUCUCAUGGGGUGAUCCAGAAUACCACCACGAGACUUUGGAAAAUUUACGGGCUGCUAUCAAAAGUACCAAGAAACUCUGUGCGGUUAUGCUGGAUACUGUGGGUCCAGAGCUACAAGUUGUCAACAAAAGUGAACACUCAAUUUCCCUUGAAGCUGACACAUUGGUUGUCUUAACUCCUGAUCAGAACAAAGAAGCUACUUCAAAUCUUUUACCUGUAAAUUUUAGUGGGCUAUCAAAGGCUGUGAAGAAGGGUGAUACUAUUUUUAUCGGUCAAUAUCUGUUUACAGGAAGUGAAACAACUUCAGUGUGGCUAGAGGUCAGCGAAGUGAAUGGUGAUGAUGUUACUUGUGUCAUUAAAAAUUCUGCUACUCUUGCUGGGUCACUGUAUACUUUACAUGUCUCUCAAAUUCGUAUCGAUCUUCCCACUCUUGCUGCUAAGGAUAAGGAGGUAAUAAGCACUUGGGGUGUUCAAAAUAAUAUAGACUUCCUUUCAUUAUCAUACACCAGACAUGCUGAAGAUGUUCGCCAUGCCCGUGAAUUUCUCUCUAAAUUAGGUGACCUCAAACAGACCCAGAUCUUUGCAAAGAUUGAAAAUAUAGAGGGACUGACACAUUUUGAUGAGAUAUUGCAAGAAGCCGAUGGUAUCAUCCUUUCACGUGGAAAUUUGGGGAUAGAUCUUCCACCAGAGAAGGUGUUUUUAUUCCAAAAAGCUGCUAUUUACAAAUGUAACAUGGCUGGAAAACCCGCUGUUGUCACACGAGUGGUAGACACUAUGACUGAUAACCUUAGACCUACUCGUGCUGAAGCAACAGAUGUUGCCAAUGCAGUGCUCGAUGGUAGCGAUGCAAUUGUUCUUGGGGCAGAGACUUUGCGGGGAUUAUACCCUGUAGAGACUAUUUCCAUUGUUGGAAAAAUUUGUGCUGAGGCAGAGAAAGUUUAUAAUCAAGAUUUAUAUUUCAAGAAGGCUGUCAGAUAUGUGGGAGAGCCAAUGACUCAUUUGGAGUCAAUAGCUUCCUCUGCGGUUCGUGCUGCCAUCAAGGUUAAGGCUUCUGUUAUUAUUUGCUUUACUUCAUCCGGAAGGGCUGCAAGGUUGAUUGCCAAGUACCGACCAACCAUGCCUGUGAUAUCUGUUGUCAUUCCUCAACUGAAGACAAAUCAACUUCGAUGGACUUUUACUGGAGCUUUUGAGGCAAGGCAAUCACUCAUUGUGAGAGGUCUUUUUCCAAUGCUCGCAGACCCACGACAUCCAGCUGAGUCUAAAAGUGCAACAAAUGAAUCGAUUUUGAAGGUUGCUUUAGACCAUGGCAAGGCUUAUGGUAUCAUAAAGCCACAUGAUCGUGUUGUUGUUUGCCAGAAAGUUGGUGACUCCUCAGUUGUGAAGAUUAUUGAGCUUGACGAUUAGAACUUGGAUCAUGUUCAAGGUUGCAUUAUAAGAUUUCUUCUUUGUUAUUUUCUGUUGUAUGUGUAAUAAUGAAAACAAUUAUAAGGUAUCUUAUAAUGUGUUUUGAUAAUUACAUCGGAAGAAUUGCACUUGGUGAAUGGAUAUCAUCCAUUGCCGGCAAACAAGAGAUUGAAACAUAACACCACUUACCCUUUUGUCAGUACAAAUGCAAGUUCAUUACCCGUAGAUAGAUACGUAUAGAUUGAUUCCUCCACGUGUCUCCCUACUUUUACGUGCUUGCUUCUAUCAUGUAUUGGAUAAUUAGCAAUGUAUAUUACUGAUUUGUCACAAAUAAUUUCAUAAGCCCACGCCAUUCGAUCUUCUAUGCUUUCUACAAUGGUCCUGGUAUUUCUAUGACCAUGAAUGUUCUGUUGAAUUAUAGCCAUCGACGGAAUAAUUAAAAGAACCUAUUGUUAUAAGGUAAUCUGUUAUUCAGGUUGCAUUGUAGAAGUUUUGAAAAUUGCUUCUUUGUUGUAAAAAUUAUUACUGAGGUGACUUGUUGAGAACUUGCUAAAAUUAUGAAGUUGUCCUUGUGGACAUUUUAAUGAAAUGUAUACAAGAUUUUAUUAAUAUAGUGUAAUGAUUG
Molecule: messenger RNA, 2413 nt
Organism: Abrus precatorius (Indian licorice)
Lineage: Eukaryota; Viridiplantae; Streptophyta; Magnoliopsida; Fabales; Fabaceae
Product: pyruvate kinase 1, cytosolic-like
Exons: 16
Coding region: 205-1788 (527 amino acids)
Biological process (GO): glycolytic process
Cellular component (GO): cytoplasm
Molecular function (GO): pyruvate kinase activity; potassium ion binding; magnesium ion binding
Source: RefSeq, a predicted model, not a curated record